UAUUUUGACAGCUAAAACGUGAAAGGCGCCACAUUCCUUAAGAGCUGAAGUUUUAAAAAUAGUUACAGCAGCCAGGCGCUCGUAAUAAGAAAUUAUCUCAAACAUUUUUCAAAGUUUGGUAAAAAGUUAAUAUUUAUCGAAUAUAAGAUGGGUUCCUCACUAACUCUGCAGAUUCUUCUCUACCUGACAAGCUUUUACUUUGGCAUGUUCAUGCUGUGCGAAUUUGGGAUGCUAAUUUUUAAGGGGAUGCACCUACCCUACCCAAGUUCAGGUCUUUGGAUUGACGGAGUCCUGCUGGUGCUUUUAGGAGUGAUUGAAUCCUUCCGUAUUCUCGAAGCGCAAAAAGCGAAUCUGACAAACAUGCAAGGCAGGAUGGUUGUCUCCUUGGCGCUCUGUGUUCCAUCAGCUCUUGCUGUUGUUUAUUUUGCAGCCUGGCAGAAUUACGUUCUCCGACUUGAACUCAUUUUGUGCAUCAUUCAGCUUGGAAUGACAGCGAUUCAGUUUGUGCUGGGUGUUGUUGAACUUAUAGGCAGAUAAAUUUUUGUUGUGUAAUUUUCGAAAAAAAAAAA
Cloeon dipterum is the source of this 569-nucleotide messenger RNA. RefSeq names its product transmembrane protein 216-like. The record is from RefSeq and is a predicted model, not a curated record. The coding region runs from base 148 to 537 and encodes 129 amino acids. Lineage: Eukaryota; Metazoa; Arthropoda; Insecta; Ephemeroptera; Baetidae. Gene Ontology annotation, biological process: non-motile cilium assembly. Gene Ontology annotation, cellular component: ciliary transition zone. The transcript is spliced from 3 exons.